Batrachochytrium dendrobatidis JAM81 is the source of this 1908-nucleotide messenger RNA. RefSeq lists its product as uncharacterized. The record is from RefSeq and is a predicted model, not a curated record. Bases 1 to 1908 code for a protein of 635 amino acids. NCBI's taxonomy places the organism in Eukaryota, Fungi, Chytridiomycota, Chytridiomycetes, Rhizophydiales. The transcript is spliced from 3 exons.
AUGACCAAAUUUUAUCUUCAAUACAAGAACAACUCUCCAGUGCUUAUCGAUACAGCCCACGGAAGAGGACCACAAGGAACUCUACCUCUGAUUACUGUUUCUCAUUUGAUUUCAGCUUACAAGACUGUCACCACUCCCCUCCUUGACGCUAUUCCUGUUGACGAACUCACUCUUCAUUUUGAGGUGAGAGUAACCAAUUAUCAAAUUGACGAUGUUGAUAAUAUCAAACUGUUUUUUGCUGUUUCUGGUGCAGGAAAAACAAGGAUGUUUCUAGAGUUGCUUUAUUCAAACUUUGGGUACUACUUUGCUUGCAAGAGCUCUCAAGAUGACUUUGGUUCUACUGACAUGUAUGAAUGCCUGGUGUAUUGCGAGAGUAACUAUCAGCCUGAACUCACUGAACAUGCUAUCCAACUGUUGUAUUUCGUUCGGGUUUCUGUUUGCAAUUACUUGAUAAGCAAGGGAUUCAAGGAACCUUGGCAAAUUCUUCUGGCUCAACUCCAUCCUAUCGCAUUCUUUGGAGUUGACUUGUUUGAGCGUCUUUUUACGACCCUUGUAAAAGAACCUGGACUUGCCCCAACUGCCAUUACAAACCCAUUUCCUUUUAUUGCCAUUGAUGGAGUCCGAAAUCUUGCAGGAGGUUGUCGUUUUCAUUUUCAACCAGAAAGUAGAAACUUUCGUCCCUUUUUCACUCCAUUUGUAUACCAUUCCAAAAUGAUGGGAGUAUUUCCUCAUUGCCUACUGUCUGCCACCAGUAUUGACUUUGAACUCAUCAAAGAGCUAGUGGAGUUCAGUGCUAUGAAGGAUGAUCAAAUCACAUAUUAUGUAGUUGUAUCAGAUUUCCAUUCUCUGACAAAACUCGAGGUCGAACAGUAUGCUAGACAAUUUUUACAAGACCAUCAAGUCAAUCAAGUGGAUGCUAUUGUAUCAAGAAUUUCAGACUUUGAAUUAUGUCAUGGAAGACCAUGUUUCAUAUCGUAUAUUCUGGGCACAUAUAUGAAAUCAAAUGAUAUUGACGCUGCAAUUAGCAAAUUUAUCACUGGGAUAUCUAAUGUUGAUGACCAGAUUUUCCCGCUUAGAUUCUUGAAAAAUGACCUUGAUGGAGGCAUUCGUUCAUUUGACAGACCCAUUUGCGACGCAUUUAUUGAUGCCAUCUGGAAGGGAAAAAUGCAACUUAAAGUAACUGGAAAUGACGCUGCUACUGCAAUACGUUACGGUUUGGGAUUUGUUCAGACUGUCGAUGGAACUAUAUCUUCCAUUGAAAUUCAAGAGUUGGCUGUAAUCGAGUGUCUUUGCUACUUUUUGCCCUUUGCACACACUGUCAAAAGUUUAUACCAAAGAAUUGGCUUGUAUCCUAACCCUAACCCUCAAACGGUUGGCUAUUUGGUGGAAUACUUGGUUGCGUUUGCUUUAGUAGCCAACUAUUCUGGUUCUGAUGCUGCCAAUAGUAUCAAGGCAUCCCGAGAUUCUGCAUCCAGCUAUUUACUAUUUGGUGAUUCAGAUCAAGUAUACUUUCCCAAUCAUAUGUGUGGACCAGAUAUCAUCUACAAGUGUGCCAAUACAAAGACUGUAUACAUUGUCCAAAUCAAACUUGUCAAGAAAAUGUCAAAACAACAAGCUGCAAACGCUUACAAUACUACAGUUCCUGAACGCUUUUAUUGCAAACGUAAUGGCGGUGGAGUGUUGAAAGGGUUUGAAGAAAAACGAACUCACCUUCUUAGCACUUUGUCGAAACUACACAAAUCAGGCUACUCAUUGCAACAGACUCUGGUUAUUCAUACUGCUGAAAAGAACUCCGUUGACGCUCAAGAUAUGGAAAUCAUCAAUAGUCAAAACUCGCCUCAGUUUUUUGACAAAAUUGGCAACGGUGUUUGGGAUUUUUUAAAUUCAGUUGGAAAUAACCUUCAAUAA